Messenger RNA from Odobenus rosmarus divergens (Pacific walrus), 1380 nucleotides. RefSeq names its product gasdermin D (gene GSDMD). The record is from RefSeq and is a predicted model, not a curated record. The transcript is spliced from 9 exons. Gene Ontology annotation, molecular function: phosphatidylinositol-4-phosphate binding; phosphatidylserine binding; phosphatidylinositol-4,5-bisphosphate binding. Gene Ontology annotation, biological process: pyroptotic inflammatory response; defense response to bacterium. Gene Ontology annotation, cellular component: NLRP3 inflammasome complex. NCBI's taxonomy places the organism in Eukaryota, Metazoa, Chordata, Mammalia, Carnivora, Odobenidae. The coding region runs from base 1 to 1380 and encodes 459 amino acids.
AUGGCAUCUGCCUUUGAGGGCGUGAUCAAGAGUGUGGUCCGGGAGCUGGACCACAGAGGCGAGCUCAUCCCCGUGGACAGCCUGCGGAGCUCCACCAGCUUCCAGCCCUACUACUUGUUGGGAAGGAGGUGCUCGAGAUCGUGGUUUUGGAAACCCCGCUACAAGAGCAUCAACCUAUCCAUCAGGGACAUUCUGGAGCCUGAUGCCCCAGAACCAGCUGUGAAACAAAGCGCGCCCAUCCACAUCUACGACUCCAUGGACGGGGAGCUGCAAGGCAGCGGGGAGCUGGAAGCCCCAGGACAGGGGAGGCUUGCAGGCGAGGCGGCGGUGUUUGAUAACUUCAGCAUCUCGAUGAAUGUGCGUACACUGCAAGUGGACCCCAACAUCUGGGACGCCAUGAAGCAAGAGAGGCACCUGCGGCAGCCCGAGCACAAGGUCCUACAGCAGCUGCGGAAUUGUGGGAACGACGUGUUCGUGGUGACGGAGGUGCUGCAGACGCAGAAGGAGGUGAAGGUCACCCAGACCCGUAAGCAGGAGGGCUCUGGCCAGUUUGCACUGCUUGGAGCCAUAUCUUUCCAGGGCCAAGGCCAGGGCCGCCGGAGCCGGAAGAAGACAGUCACCAUCCCCUCAGGCAGCAUCCUUGCCUUCCAGGUGGCGCAGCUGCUUAUUGACUCAGACUGGGAUAUCCUCCUCUUCCCGGACAAGAAGCACAAGAAGCAGAGGACCUUCAGACUGCCCAAGGAAGACGGGUUUGUGGAGGACUGGUUGGCAGUCACGGGAGACUUCCGGGGCCUGCAGGCAGAGGUGGGGGCCCAGGCCCAGGUCCUGCAGGGCUUGUCCAAGGAACUGUGUGAGCGGCUGUUGGCAGGCCUGGUGCAGGUGCUUCGGGAAGAGCCAGCCCUGCAGACCCUGGAGGAUGCGCUGGAACGGGGCAUGUGCUGUGGGUCGGUGGCCCCCCUGGAUGGUCCAGUGGAUGCCCUCCUUGAGUGCCUGGUGCAUACCUCCGGAGAGCUGGACGUGCACCUGGCCGGCCCCAUCCUCUACCUGGUGGAAGCACUAGCUGUGCUGAGUGAGAGCCAGCGUGAGCUGCUCGUGGAGAUGCUGGAGACAGGAGGCCUGUCCGGGCAGUUCAAGCUGGUGGGGAGCGUUUUGGAGCAGAGCACCCCCUGGCAGGAGCGCAGGGAUGUGUCCCUGCCGCAAGAGCUCCUGGGGAGCAGCUGGGACCCAGAGGCACCUGCCUGGGUCCUGCUGGAGGAGUGCGGCCUGGGGGUGCAGGUGGACGUUCCCCAGGUGUGUUGGGAGCCCCAGGCCCAGGGCCGCACGUGUGCACUCUAUGCCUGCCUGGCGCUGCUAUUAGGCCUGAGCCAGGACUGCUGUUAG